Gordionus sp. m RMFG-2023 is the source of this 1633-nucleotide messenger RNA. Its product is annotated as filamin-A-interacting protein 1-like. The transcript has 6 exons. Lineage: Eukaryota; Metazoa; Nematomorpha; Gordioida; Chordodea; Parachordodidae. The record is from RefSeq and is a predicted model, not a curated record. Bases 89 to 1489 code for a protein of 466 amino acids.
UAAAAUGUUUAACAGCUGUUAAAAAAUUGUUUACCUUUGAACAAGCAUGUCAUCCUAUAUUCUGGUAGGUAUAGUAUAAUAAUAGUCCAUGCAUAAUAAUGAAGAAGAUGGCUUUAAUUUGGAGUCGAAUUUACAAAUAGAAGAAAAAAUCCAACUUAGUAAAGAAGAUCUAAUAAAGUCUUUAUGCUAUCUUGAAGCUGAAAUACAAGCACGGGAACUAAUUAUUUAUAAACUUAGAACGGAUAAGAUGAGGUUGGAGAUAGAAAACAUGAGAUAUUGGAUCCAACCUGACGGUCAAAUAUCACCUUCUCCUAUAGAUGCCCUUAAACGGGAUUCAUCACAUACCAAAAUCGAUUCCUUCGCGAAAGCACGUUUGUCUAACGAUAUUCCAAGUCUGUUAAAAUGCCAUACAAAUGAUUGUCUCAAUAUAUCACUUAGCUAUCGGAAAUCCAUGAAAGCCUUAAAAACGGCUAACCUUUCUUUGCGGGAGAGAUUAUUUAAACAAAGUCAAGAAACUCACGCAUUGAGGAAUAUAAUAAUAAAUUUUCGCAGUUUAAGGGAUAGUCAAACAAAAAGGCUCCUUCACAAACUUUCUCAGCGCUUAUGCAUAGUCAACGAAAACAACCCAAUAGAUUCGCCAAUUAUCGAGAAAAAUGGUGUCGAUGACUAUAAAAUCAUAGAGGCCACGAAAGAUCUCUUGUUAUUUUCACUGCUCAGAGACAGGAAAGAAACGUUGGAUAGCAUUGCUAGACUAACGGAUAACUUUGCAGAUUUAUCAAACCAUUUUCAUUACGAAAUCCUUACUCGUCCAGAGGAAAAAUUGGAAUGGGAAAAGAAAGAAAUCACGCUAGAAACUCAAAUUCAUGACCUUGCACUUCAAAACGAAGCAUGGCAUGGCAAGUUCGAUAAAGAACGACGUACUAAUGAAAAACUUUUGUUUUUGCUUCGAUUAAACCAAAAUUAUUCAGAUGGUUGUACAUAUUUGGAAAAAAAACUUCAUCGUUCCAGCGAUAUAAAGAAUGAAAUAUUUGAUUCUUUUGAAACUGACUCAAGGAUAUCAAAAGAUCGGUGCAAUAUUCAUAAUAUGUCCCCCUCAAAUAUUAAUGGCAACUCUAAAAUAAAUUAUAACAGUGAUGGCGGAAAUGUUAAUGAACAUCGUUCACCUAUUUCACAAUACUAUUCAAACCACGAAAAUGAUAAUUACGAGAAAAAUACUUUAAUAUAUAGUUAUAUUGAAACUAUAACUCCUAAUAAUUUUAUUGUUAAUAAAUUAAAAUCGAACGAAAUCAAAGAAAAGAAUUAUAUUACUGAUACUCAAAUAAACGUAGUUUGCAGUGGAUUUGAAUGUGAGCCCCAUGUUGAAGUGAUGGAUAAAGGUUUACAAAACCACGAGGAUGCGAAUAUUAUUAGAAAUGGCAUAAACAAAGAUUUUGACCUUAUGAUCUCUGAUUUAAAUAAAUUGUCCAAAAAUAUUAUGUUCUCAAAAUAAUUUAAAUUAUGUAAUUAGAAAUUUGAACACUUUUGUUAUUAAAUCUAGUUAAAUAAGUUUAACACAAUGAAUUUUGUAUCAAAUGUUAUGUUGGGUGCUGCUUUUAGUAAAAUAUUUAAAUGAACCGUCUAUAUAAUAUCUAAU